Mya arenaria is the source of this 4057-nucleotide messenger RNA. Its product is annotated as mucin-5AC-like. NCBI's taxonomy places the organism in Eukaryota, Metazoa, Mollusca, Bivalvia, Myida, Myidae. The transcript has 8 exons. Bases 93 to 3005 code for a protein of 970 amino acids. The record is from RefSeq and is a predicted model, not a curated record.
UUUACAAAAUGUCAACUUUGUUAUGUUUUUUUGAAAAGGUACCAAAUCUCUGUAGAAGAUGAAUUAUUUAUUGUUUGUAACAUGUUUUGAUCAUGAAAACAAGACAAGAAAGUAAUCGUCGAAAGCUUAAAAGGCCGAAACCAACUGAAGCAAAUGAAAUCCAUACUACAGAGGAUACACUCAACACCAGUUCAGCAGCAAAGGAAACUGUGAUCAAAACUCCUCAGAUCAAGACACCAAGAGGAGUUAGACGUAACGCUGUGAGGACAACCCCAGGCAGAGAUGAGAUUGUUUUCUCCCAAAAUUUUGAUUCCCAGGCCGUUGUGGGUUGGGACUGUAACUCUCCAUUGAACGUUGGAAGAGUGCACAGAGGUGGAGAUGGCCAAGAUGUGUCUGACCUACUGAAGCUGAUAGCUGAUGAGGAUGAAGGUAGUCUACCGCAGGGAAAUACCCCACCCCUGCUUGGAGCAUGGAAAGUAGGGGCUUCCAAGGAAGAUGGGACGACAGAAGACAAUAAUAAUGAGGUUUCUGGCAGGUUGUUACGGAAAGGUAGGACGCGGAAAAAGAGUGGCAAGGACUCCUCUGUCUCUCGGGACCUGUUUGAAAAACUCUCCCUGGCCUUGGAGCAUUGUGCAGAAGCAGACAAUGAGUUGGAGGAUGUCACAGAAGAUGCAGAGACUGAACCAAUUAAUGACAAUCGAGUUGUACUGAAUGUUUCCGGGGAUCUAUUUGACACAACAAAGGUGGAAAAACCUUCUGUCGGAAAUGCUCCAGUCAAAACAGAAAAUCAUUGGGCUAACAAAGUACCUGUACGAGUUUCUCCCAGAUUGCAAAAGAAAAUUGAGGUUAAAACAGGGACAAACGUAAUAUCCCCAAUUGAUGCUAAUUUUGAGAAUGUUGUUCAAGGUGCUAGUAAAAUAUCAACUGAUGUGCUGAAUUGUGCUCAAACUGAUGUUAAUGAAGAUGACUGGAGCGAUGAUGAACUGUUUGAAGAAGACUCCUUUAUCAUUAAAGCUACGCAGAUACCAGGGGAAGAGAAGAACUUUAAUUCUCCUGUGUUUGGAAUAAAGAGAAAAAGUUCAAAUGCUACUGACUUGCCGAAAAGUAAAAUUUCAAGGUUUACUUUUAAACUUGACUCACAUAACACAAAAACAAGUACAACUGUUAGAUCAACUAGUAGCAAUUAUACAAACAUUCAGUCUAAACCAAAGCCUCUGCCUUUAUCUACCACUUCCAGUGUGCCAUCUCAUCCAAUAGGAUUAACAAAGUCAACCUAUGUUCAGCAGUAUGCAAGACCUGGGUCAAGCAAUACUGUUACCAGUACUAGAUCUAGUCUUCCUCAUGCUAUUAUAAGAGUAAAUGAUUCAGUGCUGGCCAGUCCAAGGACUGCACAAAACUUCUACCCAAAACCUGCAGGACAGUCAAAUUUAAAUCAUUCAAGAACAGUUCGGAAUUUGAAUAGCUCAGUAGUUGGGCCAUCUUCCCAAAUGAGUUCAUCAAAUUCUAGUAGAACAUUUGCUUCAAAACAAAUCAUUCCGAACCAAAGCAGUUCCGGAGCAAUGUCCAGUAAUGUGUACAAUUCUACGAAACUAUCGCAAAACUCCCCAUCAUCUUGUAGCUUGAACAGGUCAAAUUCUUUCAAGAAACAUAAUAGUUUCUCUGGACCAGGAAAUGCUGGUCCAGCAACACAAAGUACUAGAAAGCGUUCAAUAUCAGGAAGUGACGAGAAGUUUCAAGUUCAGCAGACAGUGAGUACAGCAUCAGCUAUUCAACCCAGUGCACGACCAGGAAAUUCAUGCAAUACCAUUUCAAAAACUGGUGCUUAUUCAGUGACCAAUAAUCAAAACAAUGCCAAUAGAUUAUCAAGUGGCACUCAGAAUCCACAAAGUUUUCAGCAUGGUAUUUGGGGACAGAAGGUUGUUACAAGUGUUCAAAAAUUACCAUCAAGAAUGGUGGCAGCACAAUCGGCUUCAAAAUCAUUUGCAACCAAAGUAUCAAGUGUACGUACUAGUUCAGUAGUCUCAACUUCAUCAGUAUCAGUAUUAACAACACCAGUGUUGGCUAAAGUCAGAGCAGUUGGGAAGACAGUUAACUCAAUGAAUUCCAGCUUUGACACAAGUCUGAGUGAUGAUUUACUGUUUCAGCUGGCUGAGCCAGAUGACUUACUGGAUACACAGAUGGAGCAAGAUUUAACAUUCACUCGUGUUCAGACCACUCCAGUAGUUUCUGUUAAAAUGUCAGCUGUCACUAGCAGUAGUCUUUUUGCAGCAAGUACAUGUAGUUUGAGCACUGUUUCCUCUAAACAUGUUAUCAGUUCAACUGAAGUCUCUCAUAAACCAAAGACUGUGCAAUCUAGCAUUGUGCCAAAAGCAUCUUGCCUAAAUGCAAAAGCUUUGUGUAGUUACAUUCCUAAACAAACUUCAACGUUUCAGUCCAAAGCUAGUGUGAACAGUUCAACAAAACCUAUUGCCCAGACCAGACAUUUUAGAUUCAAGGAAAGUCAGAAAUCUACUGGUUGCAACAUAAGCAAGUUGACAGCCCCAUUACCAGCCUCUUCCAACAGGGACGCAUUUGCAAAACCUCCACCAGCUUCUAGUGUGCAAAGUGUAGUAGCAAAGCCAGACCCUAUGGUUGCAUUCAGUGAGGAUCUAUUUGGUGAUGAUGAUAUGUUGGGAGAUGAUGGACUAACAGAGCCGGAGAUUAUGGCAAUGUUGGAUGAAGUUGAAUUUCAAGCCACACAACAGUUAAGCCAAAAACGAACAUCUACAGAGAGUGUUAAAUCCCUCACCGGCAGUCAGGAGUCCACAUUGCGCUUACAACCCCAGGCUGUAAAACCCAGCGAAACAUCCUUACCAAAUAGUCCAGCAGAGACUAUUCAACCAAGCAGUCAGGGAUCCAAUGGAAACAGUCCGGCCAAAAACAGUCAGACAAAAUAUUCACCUGAAGAAAUUGAAAGAAAGAAGCAGCUUGCUCUUCAAAAAAGAAGACUAAAAAUACACAAGUGAAACAGACACCAGUAUCUUAAAGCAUUAACUUGGGGUUUCUGAUUGGUUUAUUGUAUGAUUGUUAUAAAAGUUGCGAAAAAUGAAACAAAGUUUUACAUGCAGCAUUUAUUUUAUGAAUGUGAAAUAAAUUUACUAAAUGGUGAUGUCAAUGAAAAAUAGGAUGUGUGGGGGAAAUGUGAUAUUUUCUCCUAAAAUCAUUAAUAGCAAUUUUGAAAGAUGUGAUAAUGGUUUCUUAUUCAGUUCUACAGAUUGUCGAUAGUUAUUAUUGAAAUCUGAUCACAUAGAUAAUUCCCUAAUUCCCUUCUCGAUAACCUGACUGCCUCCACAACACUCAUUUUCACAGGCCUUCUAAAGUUCCAAGAUUAAUCCUGAUAUCAGAUUGAGAGCUUUUAAUUAAAGACUCUAGUAUAUAUUCUUUUUUGCUUGGGGCAUUUGCAUCAAAUCAGAACAACAUAUCUUGAAAUAUAUAUGAUACACUUUGGAAACCAUUCCAAAAGGGAUCUAUGCCCCUUUACCUUGUUAUGAGCAUAAAUCCCUCAUAAUCUAACAGACAAUUAUCAGCUGUUAGAUCCCCAUUUAAAAUGACAAGCUCACAAUUAUUUUAAACAAAUAUAAUGAACAAUUGUUACAUGCAGGAAAUGGCAUGAUUUCGAGGAGUAUACAGUCAUUUAAUUUACUUGAUAUAUAUCGUUAUUCAAUCAAUUCUGUUUAGGUAUAAAGUACACAAAUGUGUUCUUUUUUAGCUUCUCUGUAUCAUGAAGAAGGUAUUGUCAAAGCCUUGUUUCAUUGGCAACAGCAGCAUGUAAACACUUGUGCACAAUUCUAUAACUCUGAUUUAAUAUUUUUGAAGUUAUGCCCAUUGAUCCACUGAGAAGAACAUCAGGGUGUCGGCAUUGGCUCAUUAUAUUUGUUUUCCUAUAGUGGGGAAGCUCUAGGUUUUAUGUGGUUACAACAUGUUGACAUACGUGUAACUCUUUAUUGUUGUAUAAUUUACAUGCAACUAACAUGCCCUUUAAGACUUAAGAGUUAAACAAUAAAUAUGAUCAAUUGUG